AUGAUUUGUCAAAGGUUCCUCACUCCGGCCGGCAGCGGAUUCCGCAAAGCUCAACCUGAUUGGAACCUUCUCUCGGGCGUCGGCCUCGAUCUAGGCAGUGCGAGAGGUUUGUUACAACUUCAGCGAAGAGGGGCGCUUAGAAUGCCAUCCAUCCAACUGCAUUCAACCACCCUUACCAUGGCAGAAUGGCUUUACAUCCGCGCCGCACAGGAGUGCUUUUUCAUCAACAGCCAACAGUAUGCCCUCAGAGCUGUUUGGGCCAACGUGAGGGAGGUGGCCUCUCAAGUCGAAUUGCGCCAUUCUGAGUGA
Molecule: messenger RNA, 309 nt
Organism: Durusdinium trenchii
Lineage: Eukaryota; Dinophyceae; Suessiales; Symbiodiniaceae
Source: the annotation of a GenBank genome assembly